This is a messenger RNA of Priceomyces carsonii, 2694 nucleotides long. RefSeq names its product Rfx2p (gene RFX2). The transcript has a single exon. Gene Ontology annotation, biological process: regulation of DNA-templated transcription. The record is from RefSeq and is a predicted model, not a curated record. The coding region runs from base 1 to 2694 and encodes 897 amino acids. NCBI's taxonomy places the organism in Eukaryota, Fungi, Ascomycota, Pichiomycetes, Serinales, Debaryomycetaceae. Gene Ontology annotation, molecular function: DNA binding.
AUGACAGAUCCGCCUAAAAACCCAAAGUCUCAUAAGCGGCAUAAGUCAUCGGCUCUGAAUAUUGGCUAUUAUUUUUCUAUAGAUAACCAGGGUGUCCAGUCUACCCAACUGGCGAGUCGUGGUAACGAGGACGAAGGAAGUGCUGUCUAUGAAGGAACUUCAUAUGGAAUGGAAGUAGCAUCCAAUGAAGUAGGUCAACCGAUAUCAUCGCAGAGCCAACAAAUUCUGGAAAGCCUGGCCCUAACUCACAAUCCUGUGGAAGAGAACCCCUCGAGCCAGUAUUUUCAUUAUAAUCCCACUUUUCAGCAGCCUGUAUACGGUCCUUUGGACCCAUCAGGUACUUCAGAACAACAAGUCUAUCUGUCUUCUUCGUCAUUUCCGCUUAGUGUAUCAUCAUACCCGCCCCAGAUCGCUUCGUCGUCGUCAAGUCAAUAUCCAACGUCGAUAGAGCAGGCCAAUAUGUAUAAUUUUAACUUUCCAAAAAGUCUGGAUUACGCAGCUCCAGUAGUUUCUGCAUCACCUGCUCCAUCGAAGACACCGAAGCUGCAUAAUAGAGGUAAUAUGUCAAUAUCAUCUCAUUUUAAUUUAUUUUCCCUCACUGAUGAAAUUGACAAAAAAUCAGACAAGCAAACAUCAACAAAUUUAAACGCAGUUAUGUUAAAUGAAAUAUUGAUGAAUUUGAUUUCUGUUGAUGUUUCUAAUAUUAAUCACUUUUUACUUGGUGUUCUUUACAAGUUUGACUCGUCAAUCCCUCUUGACGAUUUUUACACCAUCCUUUAUAAUAGUGAUGACGGUGUAAAAUUGUUGACGGAAAUAAAUUUCGAAAACAAAAUUGAUAAGACUAUAGUUAGCAGCAAUAAAAUGGGAGCAAUUAAUACUGUUGCUCAAAUUUUGAACGUCUUCAAAAAUCCUGGCCUCUUAUUUGAAUACCUUCCCCAGCUCAGUGAUAGAGAAAAUAAAUUCAAUAAUAUCAAUUAUCACGAAUUAUUGAGAACUUUUUUGGCAAUAAAAAUUCUAUAUGAGCUUCUUGUUCUUCUACCUCGUGAUUCUAAUGAAAACCCCCAAAAUCAUACUAUUCCAAGGCUAUCCAUCUACAAGACAUAUUAUAUUGUCUGUCAGAAGUUAAUCUCAAUGUAUCCGAGUACCUCUAAUACACCAAGCGAACAACAAAAAAUAAUUCUUGGUCAGUCUAAACUCGGAAAGUUAAUUAAAUUAGUUUAUCCUAACUUAUUGAUUAAGAGACUAGGUAGCCGGGGAGAAUCCAAAUACAAGUAUCUUGGAGUGUUUUGGAACGAGAAUAUUGUUAACGACGAUAUCAAGAGGCUUUGUGACGAGAAUGAAUUGAUAGAAUUGAACGACAUAUUUGCGAAGAAAAGAAACGAUCCUCGCCCAGUGCCAUCACAAGCAACAGCUCCUCUUUCUCAGAUACCUGAUGUGGCAUCACCAACUGUUGGUACGCCGAAUGUGCAUGGUGGUGGAAGCAGAGGAUCGAAUGCGGAAAGAGAAGUUUUUCUCUACGAUAUACCCUCAAAUCUAUCGUUCAUUAAGCCUUCUUUCAAGUAUCCUUUAGAUAGCUCUUUUUCAAACAUCAGAAAUGGAGAGCACUCGUGGUUUACUGUCACCAAGAAUCAAAUUUACAAAAGAGAAUCCAUGCCUAUUAAGCCGGAUCAAAUAAAACAAGUUUUUCUAGAAGCAUCAAAUUUAGAGGAAGAUGGAACCUUGCUUGAUAAUUUUCUUGAUUUCAUAAUUAAGCCCAUCGUCAAAAUCAAACCACAUGAAGAGAAUUUAGAUCUAGGUAUUUAUUUGCUCAUUAUUAUAGAGCUUUUGCCGUAUUUUCUUUUAACAGAUACGUCCAAUGAUUUAGAUUUUCUAAAGCACCUCAGGCUGAACUUGCUUGACUUCAUACGGAAUUAUAAACAUGAAAUCCUAAAAUUGGGCAAUUAUAAGAGCUUCAUUCUUAGCAAUGCUACUAUAUUUUUAGUAAUGUUGAAAAAAUUAGUGAAUUUAAAUGACCUUAUGCUCACUUUUGUUAAAUUAAUCACAAAUAAUGAUACAAGAAAUUUAAUGUUAAGAGACUUCAAAGGGUUCUUGCUGACUAACUCAGGAAUUUCAGGUAUCGAUGAUCGCGAUCUUAAUAGAGGUGGUACGGGGGAUGGUUAUAUAUUUCAAGAUUUGAUCUAUACAUUACUUGGGUUCAAUUUUGAAUCUAAAGGUGAAUCGAGUUUGAAUGAUGUUAUACCUCGAACUGAUCUUCAAAAUGAAGUCUCCAUAAUAGACAAUUUUUUUAAAAAGCAUGUGUUGGAUUUCUUGGGAGGCAAUCAUGAACAUGAAUCGCCUCACUCUUCAGUUGAAAGCAAUAAACUGGAGGACUUUAAUUCAAUUCUAAAUACCUCAGAACUGGAGAAACUUUGUUCGCUAAUAUCUCUCGUUGAUCAAAAGCUAUUAACUACGGAACUUAAGUCUAGGUUUCCAAUUUUGAUUUUCAAUCAUCUUAUAAAUUUUGUACUCAACGACAUACUUAAGCAGAUAUUCUUUAAUCAGCAGGAGAAGCAUCAACAGCUGUCUAUUGUGGGUGCCAUCAUUGAUACGGGAUCGAAGGAUAGCAGCUUUGGUAGUUUAUGGGUGUUCAAUUCAUUUAUUCAAGAAUAUUUGAGUCUUAUAGGUGAGAUAGUCAGCGCAAGUGAUCUACUUUAG